AGAAAGUAUACGUAUAUAAUCGACAUGACCAACGAUGCUUGGGUUGAUGUGGACGUGAUGACCCAUCGCCACCGCAACCACCUCAGUGACUCGUAUUCCCCUCUCGUGGAUUGCAUCGCGAUUCCUGCGCAGGACCAGCUCAAUGUGUUCCGGUGCCGCACCACGGCGGCGACGGGUGAAUUUGGCGAGCUGGAGAUCCUAGCGCAAGCAAAUCGUGCAGCAAUCAAAGCUAGUGACCCCUAUUUGCAUGUGUCUUGGUCAAGGCAUCGACACGGCAACAGAGUCUUCUUGGCAGCAGCGACAUUGACUGAUGUUCAAGUGUGGGAAUGGAAGCACCAAUCAAAGGCCCUCCAGUCAUUGCGUGUUUUGAAAAACGUGUCCAAGCGCAUCUGUGCUCUUCAUUGGCACCCCCUGGAAGCCACUCUCUUGGUUCACUCGUCCACAACUCUCAAGUUUGUGUCCGUGACCGAGCCAGACGACGACGACUGGUUGGAGCUGUCAACUCCCACAACAACGCCCAAGCAACUCUCGUGCUGGAACCCCUCGGGCACCCACUUGGCCAUAACAGGAGGAACUACUGUGACAGUGUUGUCGUGGAUCCAAUCCACGGAGGCCGACUCUCCAACACGGUGGCGCACAGAGCCAGCAGCGAUGCCGACUAUGGAAGUGGACAACUGCAUCGUCGCGCUAGCCUUUCUCACAGACCACGCCGUGGUUGUGACGACGGAGCGCCCCGUGCACGUGAAGCCUCCAUCUUCGCCGCCAUUCCUGAUGGCGAUAGCGCCAGCCCGACCCAUCCUGGCACAUGUGGCCGACGUCGAACCCACGGCCAGCCACGUCAUAAACUUGAUGCACGUCAAGAGCUCCACGUCAACCUCGUCGACGUUCUCGCUGGUGCUGCCGGAAUUGAGCAGUCGGUCGAUCUGGGGUGAUACCGAGCACAUUGCACCACCAAUCCCAUCAGCAUCAGCCUUUUCAUCGUUGCUUGACGAAGGUGGUGAUGGCAGCAACACGACAUCUCAGCCGGUCGUGGCGUGCGCUCAAGCGAUCGUAAUCUCGUGGACGCGGACAGAGCCGACGGUGUUAUGCCGAUCCGCCGCGGUGGACAUGCCGAAGCUAGCGAUUCCCGACAUGGUGGCCACGUGUCGUACGGGCACAACAAACGUGGUGGCAGUGGCGGUGGGCAGUCACGUGUCGUCCAGUGCGAUCCUCGUUGGACAGUACAAACGAGGGGGUUCACCUCAGUUGGCAUGGACACUUGACGACGACAAGGACAGCGGGAUGAUCGUGUGGCCGACCCCCCGCCAAGUCCACGGCCUUACCAUGACCCGAUCCAAGACCCAUGGCGAUGACGGCGUUGUGCUGGUGCAUGUCCUCGACAGCCACAAGCCAUCGGGUUUCUCUUUUGCCUCUUCGUCCGCUUCCACCAUCUCGCGAUCCCUGGCGUACCACGCGCAUGUUCGUCGCAUCAUAGCACCUCCAUCCUCUUCGCUACUACCUCCAUCCUCUUCGUUGUCGUUGGUGGAGAUGGUGGCGAGUCUUCGGUCGCUCAUCGAGAAUCGCUUUAACCAAGUUGACGGCAAGCUACACGCAUUGGAUCGGCGGCUGCAGCGCGUCGAAGCGGCUUUCGCCGUCGGGGUGGAUGACUCUCCAUAGAACUACUACAUACUAGUAGUACAUUGGCUGAUAUUUCGAACACGGAGGGCAGGGUGAUGCAGGUUGUGGGCUCCGUGUGUGACGAUGAUGUUGACACUGUGAGUGCGAUGGUCAAAAUGUGUGACGAUGUGCAAUGUCCUCUCUCUGACUAUACAGUACUUGUAUAUAUUAUCACGUCGAUUCGAAUUUGGAGUGGGCCAAAUAGACCGACCAAUCAAAACCCAGAACGCGAAUCAAGUAGCCAAUCCAGUUCACUCUUCGACCAAAUCAUUAUUGAAUUAGUGUUUGACAUAAAUUAGUGUGACACGGGUCGAUUUUUACAAUUGGUCGAUUGAUUUCGUGGUGAAUUAGCACAAAAUUCCAAAUUAAAUCAGGUAAAAGGACCAAAUGCCACACAAUGAUGAAA
Molecule: messenger RNA, 2062 nt
Organism: Aphanomyces astaci
Lineage: Eukaryota; Oomycota; Saprolegniomycetes; Saprolegniales; Verrucalvaceae
Exons: 7
Coding region: 25-1656 (543 amino acids)
Molecular function (GO): protein binding
Source: RefSeq, a predicted model, not a curated record